Messenger RNA from Anopheles gambiae (African malaria mosquito), 2760 nucleotides. Its product is annotated as transmembrane protein 184C. The record is from RefSeq and is a predicted model, not a curated record. Gene Ontology annotation, molecular function: transporter activity. Lineage: Eukaryota; Metazoa; Arthropoda; Insecta; Diptera; Culicidae. The coding region runs from base 69 to 1916 and encodes 615 amino acids. The transcript has 5 exons. Gene Ontology annotation, biological process: transport.
GUUAACGCUUAAACGCGGCGUCGAAGAGUGUUGUGCAGAAAGAAAGAAGAAAGAAACCUCAGCAGUGCAUGCCACCACCAGGGGGAAGUGCGAAACCGCAGGACGGCAGAAGAAUGUGCAUUCACUGGCGUGUGUGGUUGCGGCCACUGCUCGUCGUACUGUACGUACUGUUCGUCAUCAUCGUCGUGCCGCUGCUGAUUGCCGACUCGGUGAAGGAUGGUUUCACCCGCAAAGGACAGCUGGUCCUGAUCGGGGGACUGUUUGUGCUGUGCGCCAUACCCAUCUCGAUAUGGCAGAUCGCCCAGCAUACCAUCCACUACACGCAGCCCCAGCUGCAGCGGCAUAUCAUCAGGAUCCUUUGGAUGGUACCGAUCUACGCACUAAAUGCGCUUCUUUGCUUAAUCUACCCUCGCAAAUCGAUCUACAUGGACAGUAUACGCGAGUGUUACGAAGCGUACGUCAUCUACAACUUCAUGAAGUAUCUGCUAAACUAUCUGAACCUCGAGAUGGACCUAGAGCGGGCUCUAGAGUUUAACACGCAAACGCAUCACUUCAUACCGUGCUGCUGUCUCUCGACCUGGCAGAUGGGCCGCGAGUUUGUGCACAACUGCAAGCACGGUAUACUGCAGUACACGGUCGUACGACCACUGACCACUGUCAUUGCAUGCAUCUGCCAGCUGAAUCACGUGUACGGGGAGGGUCAGUUCCGGGCGUCGGUGGCAUUCCCGUACCUGGUGUUCAUCAACAACUGCUCCCAAUCGAUCGCCAUGUACUGCCUGGCACUGUUCUAUCGAGCGACUCGCAAUGAGCUGCGUGCGAUGAGACCGUUGCCAAAGUUUUUCUGCAUCAAAGCGGUCAUUUUCUUUUCCUUCUUUCAAAGCGUCAUCAUCUACUUCCUCGUGUACUACGGCAUCAUCAAGGAUAUUUUCGACAGCAACACGUCGGAAUUCGAAUCCCAGCUGGAACUGUCGACGAAGCUGCAAAACUUUCUCAUCUGCAUCGAAAUGUUUUUGGCCGCACUGGCCCACCACUACAGCUUCUCGCACCACCCGUACGUGCUGAACAUUCCAGUAGGGCUGAUCGCCAGGGGCAGCAUCAACGGGAGCAGUGCGACGGGCGGUGGUGGCAGCGGUGCUGCGGGCAGCGGGUCCCAACCCUGGUACAGCGGUCUCCUGACCAUGCUCGACAUAUCCGACGUGCGGCAGGACGUGUCGGAGCAUCUGGGCGAGGUGGGCAGUUCGUUGAGCCGACGGUUUCGGGGCCGGGCGGUGUACGAUAUGGCUCCGGGCAGCAGUCGAACCUGUGAUAUGAACAUAAGCGGCACGGAGCGUGAAUUCCUGGUGCAGCAGGAAGGCGCCAACGGGUCAAACAUCCUAGCCAGCCAGUGCUACCAGAGCGGCCUGUACUACAGUGCAACGGGCGCGUAUCCCGGCGGACAGGCGAAAGCCUCCGGCAGUGGAGCGCUCGCUCCACGUUACGGUGCACUCGACAGUGGCAUCAGCAUCGUACGACCGAAGGCGGAAAAGCUUGUCGAAACACCGAACGAGGGUGCGCCGCCGAAAGAGAUCAACAUUUUCAACCAAUUCCCCUCGACGAAAGCGCUCAAUCUAACGCUCAGCAAAACGCCCAGUUACGAAAAUUUGAUUUCGCUCAAAAGCGACACCGAUCCGGCCACGACGUCACGGGGUGCUGGCGCCCGCAAAGCGAACGUAGCGAAGCAGCGAAGCUCGGGCGGCAGGCGACCACCACCGGACAAUAGCAACAGUGAAUCGAGCUCUUCCCAGCGGCAGAUGCAGCGUUCGGAGAGCAAUGGCAGCGAUUGGCUCAGUACGCCCGACGACGAGCUGGGCAUCGACGUGAAAGGGCUCAGUACGGACAAUAUUAACAUUAACCCGGAUAGCAAUCGGAAAGCGUAAAUUGGACGCGAUUUUCGGAGCUCUUGCUUAACGUUCGAUGAUGUAUCCUUGCAUAAUGCUCGCCAUAGCAGUAUUUGGUGUGUGAGCGCUUUGCUUUGUAGUUUAGACGAGACGAACAAAAUGCCUUGUGGCGAGGUGUGAUAGAACAUGGCCGCAUCCGCGCACUCCCGAUAUCACGGAGAAUGAUCAAUUGCGCCCAUAAUCUCUCGCGGUUCAUGCUUAGUGCCCGUUGUGGAAGGAUUGCUCCUUUUUUUCUUUUGUAAAAAUCUCAAAACAGACUGUGCAUUCAUCCUUUACUCGUACUCGUAUAUCGUAUCUGUGGUAUCAUUACAGGGGUUUUCAGGAGUUCUCAUAACUGUUCAACACUUAACUGACUCUUUCUUAUGAGAAAUGAACUUAAUGUAAUGGGAGUUGGACUAUAUAUCCCCCUUGUUUUGACAAAUCCAACCGGAAUUUCCAAUGAGCCUAACCAAAACGGGUGCCAUAGAGUCCAAUUUCCAACAUAUGAAGUUCACUUCCCAUAAGAAAGGGUCAGGGAAGUGUCUCACAAACAUUAGAACCCCUGGAAAACCCUGUAAAGCGAAAAUUCCUUUCCACAAUUCCGCACACCCAGUUCUGUGUGCCGAGCGAAACCUGAACACCGUACAUCGGCCACGGGGCCGUGUGGCUUCGGUGUAUGUGGCAAUAAUUAUUUAGGCUAACUAACCCCAUCUCCAUUCCCCCCCUCCCCCCCACAGUCAAACUGAUAUUAUAUAUAACCAAAAUGUAACUAAUUUCUUUCGAAAUGUGUAGGCUUUAUAUUGAAAUUUUGGGCCCCCGAUGCACGAAAUCGUCCAACGGAAAA